Cuscuta campestris is the source of this 393-nucleotide messenger RNA. The record is from the annotation of a GenBank genome assembly. NCBI's taxonomy places the organism in Eukaryota, Viridiplantae, Streptophyta, Magnoliopsida, Solanales, Convolvulaceae.
GAUUAUAUUGAAAUAUAACUAUAUUUCGAUCCAUAUAUAUUACAUCAUCAUAAUUGAAAAUGCAGUCGGCCAAAGAGACCGCCUCCAACGCCGCCGCCUCCGCCAAGGCCGGCAUGGAAAAGACUAAAGCCACCCUUCAGGAAAAGGCGGAGAAGAUGACAACUAGAGAUCCAAUGCAGAAAGAGAUAGCAACAGAGAGAAAAGAUGAACGAAAACAGGAAGCGGAGAUGGAGAAACAGACUGCCAAGGAGCAGAAUGCCGCGUCCAAGGCGGCUGCCGCCGCCGGAGGGACCCCGGCUUUCACCACCGGAGCUGGUAACCCGGAUGCUGCCGGCCGCCGCCAUGGAACCGGAACCACCUCCGUGCUCUAAUUAAUAAAUUAAGGGUCUGUUU